Messenger RNA from Andrographis paniculata, 1206 nucleotides. Its product is annotated as probable 6-phosphogluconolactonase 4, chloroplastic. The record is from RefSeq and is a predicted model, not a curated record. Bases 99 to 1052 code for a protein of 317 amino acids. Gene Ontology annotation, molecular function: 6-phosphogluconolactonase activity. NCBI's taxonomy places the organism in Eukaryota, Viridiplantae, Streptophyta, Magnoliopsida, Lamiales, Acanthaceae. Gene Ontology annotation, biological process: carbohydrate metabolic process; pentose-phosphate shunt. The transcript has 3 exons.
UACAAACAAGGCCUUCUUUCAUUUUAAGACGCCGUUCAAUUCCGUCGCCGUCCCGUUUAAACGCCGUUGUAUCAAACUGUUCUCCAGUACUCACUUCCAUGGCUUCCUGCCACGCGCUCGCAGCUCAACAGUGCUACGGAUCCAGUGUCUCUGUUCGCCGACUGCUGCCUCGCAUUACCUCGAACUCGAAAUUUCUUGCCGUCGAGUACCAUUUUAGCUCAGUGAGGUUGAAGUCGAAUUCCGAGAAAUUAGGGCGUGGAAGAGCAGUUUCGUCUAUGGCUGAGACUGUGACCGCUCCGAGGGGUAGAGGAAAGGUUAAUGUGUUCAAGUCGGAGGAAGAACUGGCGGUGUCGCUUGCGAAAUACACUGCUGAUUUGUCUGCUAAAGUUUGUGCGGGCAGGAACUCGUUCACGGUUGUUAUAUCCGGCGGUUCUCUUGUGAAGUCUCUCAGGAAAUUAAUUGAACCGCCAUAUAUUGAAUCGGUAGAUUGGUCGAAGUGGCAUGUGUUUUGGGUGGAUGAAAGAGUGGUGCCUAAGGAUCAUCCUGACAGCAAUUAUCUUCUAGCUUCCAAUGAAUUUUUAUCCAAGGUUCCUAUUCCUGCUGGUAAUAUCCAUUCAAUAAAUGAUGCAGUGUCAGCAGAGGGUGCAGCAGAUGACUACGAGGCUUGCCUCAAGCGGUUGAUUGAGCAUAAAGUAAUAGAUCAAACGGCAGCCAAUGGAUUCCCCAAAUUUGAUCUUAUGCUAUUGGGCAUGGGCCCUGAUGGCCACAUUGCUUCUCUAUUCCCCGGACAUCCACUUCUCCAAGAAAACAAGAAAUUGGUUACGUCUAUCAAGGAUUCACCUAAGCCUCCUCCGGAAAGAAUUUCCUUCACUCUCCCGGUCAUCAAUUCCUCUGCGGCUGUUGCACUCAUCGUUGCAGGUGCUAGUAAAUCCGCAGCCGUGCACACAGCACUAAGCAGCUCUUCCGAUCCCAAUGCACUGCCAGUGCAACUAGUGGCUCCACAAGGCGAAUUGGUAUGGUUUCUAGACAACGAGGCUGCUUCAAAACUGUAAGCAAUAUGGCUUUUACACACUUACUUUACUCUAUUAUUUAUGUGGUGAUUAGCUAAAGACUUUUAUGUAACACUUCCCUCUAAAUGCCUAGCAGUCAUUAUGGCAAAUCAUGGGAGAUUUUCCUCUGAUUAUGAUAAAAAAAAAUUCAUGCAAA